Messenger RNA from Leucoraja erinaceus (little skate), 8945 nucleotides. Its product is annotated as teneurin-3-like. Lineage: Eukaryota; Metazoa; Chordata; Chondrichthyes; Rajiformes; Rajidae. The record is from RefSeq and is a predicted model, not a curated record. Gene Ontology annotation, biological process: signal transduction; heterophilic cell-cell adhesion; neuron development. Gene Ontology annotation, molecular function: cell adhesion molecule binding; protein homodimerization activity; protein heterodimerization activity. Gene Ontology annotation, cellular component: neuron projection; membrane.
UCCCAUGCCUUCCUCCUACACCUCGCCCAGCCCAGCAUCCACCCGGCGGCCUGCUUCCCCAGUGCCGCCAUCACCCUUUGCCAACGGCAAGCCAAGGCGGGUGGUGGUGGCCAAGGGUGGCGGGCUGCUGCCGCCGGCUCCUGCCUCAGACACAGACGAUGAGGAGACCUUUGCAAACUCAUAUCUAGCUCAGGCCACUGCAGGCACUGCCUGUGGGCUCAAUCAUGAGCAACCAGCCAACCACCAGAGCCAGGCCUCGCUGCAGCCGCUGCCUCCGGUGCUGAAGCCUCACCUGGGCCAACAGCCUCCGGCCGUCACCUCGCUCAGCCGCAACUCGGUGAGCCAGCGGCGGACCCAGAGCCCGGCGCCCGUGGCCGCGCCGCCCAGCGAGCUGCCCACCACGCCCGAAUCUGUCCAGCUGCAGGACAGCUGGGUGCUUGGCAGCAAUGUGCCUCUGGAGACCAGAAAAUUAGCAAAGCAGGCAGUUCUUGAAAAUGGGCAUGACAACCUAAUAGAGAUGGAUGUUUUUACCCCACCGUGUCACGAUGGGAGUUACGGUGACGGGCACUUCCUCUUCAAGACGGGAACUGGGACGACACCGCUGUUCAGCACCGCCUCCCCCGGCUACACCAUGGCUUCCAGCGCCGUCUAUUCACCGCCACCGCGCCCUCUGCCCAGGAACACUCUCUCGCGCAGUGCGUUCAAGUUCAAGAAAACGUCCAAGUACUGCAGCUGGAAAUGCACGGCCUUGUGCGCAGUGGGCGUGUCCGUCAUUCUGGCCGUGCUCCUCUCCUACUUCAUAGCGAUGCAUCUUCUCGGCCUGAAUUGGCAGCUCCAGCAAGUCGACAACUACACGUUUGAAAAUGGCAGAGUGAAGACAGAGAGCUCUCCCACCAACGUGGUCACCGCGACUUCGCCCGACGGUGGAAAGUUUGGAUUCCCUCACCAGGAGAACAACACCAUCGAUUCGGGAGAGGUGGACCUUGGCCGCCGGGCGAUACAGGAGGUCCCUCCCGGUGUCUUUUGGAGAGCGCAGCUCUACGUUGACCAGCCCCAGUUCCUGAAGUUCAACAUCUCCCUCCCGAAGGAUGCGCUGAUCGGUGUGUACGGGAGAAAGGGUCUCCCUCCCUCCCACACCCAGUAUGACUUUGUGGAGCUUCUGGAUGGCAGCAGACUGAUCGCCAGAGAGAAGCGCAGCCUGUCCAGUCCUGAGCACAAGAGCCGGCAGGUCAGAGCGGUGAGCGUGCAAGAGGCUGGUUUUGUCCAAUACCUCGACUCUGGAGUCUGGCACCUGGCCUUCUACAACGAUGGGAAAACGGCAGAACACGUCUCCUUCAACACCAUCGCCAUAGAUUCUGUGAUGGAGUGCCCGCGGAAUUGUCAUGGCAAUGGCGAGUGCGUUUCUGGAGCCUGUCAUUGCUUCCCCGGGUUUUUCGGAUCAGAUUGUGCGAGAGCAACCUGCCCCAUCCUGUGCAGCGGCAACGGCCAGUACUCCAAGGGCCGGUGCAUUUGUUUCAGCGGCUGGAAGGGGACGGAAUGCGACGUGCCGUCGGGGCAGUGCAUCGACCCGCUCUGCGCAGCGCACGGCAUCUGCAUCAUGGGCUCCUGCGUCUGCAACUCUGGCUACAAGGGAGAAAUAUGCGAACAAGCGGACUGCUUUGACCCGACCUGUUCGAACCACGGAGUGUGCAUCCAUGGAGAAUGCCACUGCAGCCCUGGCUGGGGGGGGGCAAACUGUGAAAAGUCCAAGACCAUGUGUCCGGAUCAGUGUGCUGGCCACGGUACCUACCUUCAGGAGAGCGACUCGUGCACUUGCGAUCCCAACUGGACUGGCGCUGACUGCUCCGUGGAGAUCUGCCCGGUGGAGUGCGGGACGCACGGGGUGUGCCUGGCGGGGGCCUGCCGCUGCGAGGAAGGCUGGACAGGAGCGACUUGCGAGCAGCGAGCCUGCCACCCACGCUGCCUGGAGCACGGGACCUGCAUCGACGGCAAGUGCCAGUGCAACCAAGGCUGGAACGGUGAACACUGCACCAUAGAGGGCUGUCCCGGCCUCUGCAAUAGUAACGGAAGAUGCACCCUGGAUCAGAACGGCUGGCAUUGUGUCUGCCAGGUGGGUUGGCGAGGAGCGGGCUGCGACGUCGCCAUGGAGACCCUGUGCUCGGACGGCAAGGACAACGAGGGAGAUGGACUGGUCGACUGCAUGGACCCAGACUGCUGCUUGCACAACGCCUGCCAGAACCAGCCCUACUGCCGAGGCUCGCCCGACCCGCUGGACAUCAUCGGCCAGAGCCAGCAGCAACCGCCCCAGCAAGCCGCCAGGUCCUUCCACGACCGCAUCAAGUUUCUCAUUGAGCCCGACAGCAGUCACAUCCUGCCGGGGGAAAACCCUUUCAACAGCAGCCUGAGCUCCGUGAUCAGAGGACAGGUCCUGACGGCGGAUGGGACACCCCUGAUUGGAGUUAACGUCUCGUUCCUGCACUACCCGCAGUACGGCUACACCAUCACCCGUCACGACGGAAUGUUUGACCUGCUGGCUAAUGGUGGAGCCUCGCUCACGCUGUGUUUUGAGCGGCUGCCCUUCAUCACCCGCCACCACACGGUGUGGAUCCCGUGGAACGUCUUCUACGUGAUGGACACCAUGAUCAUGAAGAAGGAGGAGAACGAGAUUCCCAGCUGCGACCUGAGUGGCUUUGUGCGGCCCAACCCCAACAUCCUGGCCUCCCCUCUCUCCACCUUCUUCCGAACCUCUUCCUCCGAGAGUCCCAUCAUUCCGGAGACACAGGUGCUUCAUGAAGAGACGGACAUUCCUGGCACGGAUGUCAAGCUGAUGUACCUGAGUUCGCGGGCGGCCGGCUACAAGCCGGUGCUGAAGAUCACCAUGACCCAGAGCACCAUGCCGUUCAACUUGAUGAAGGUCCACCUCAUGGUGGCCGUGGUGGGACGGCUCUUCCAGAAGUGGUUCCCCGCGUCGCCCAACCUCGCCUACACCUUCAUAUGGGACAAGACCGAUGCCUACAACCAAAAGGUCUAUGGUCUGUCUGAGGCUGUCGUGUCUGUGGGCUAUGAGUAUGAGUCAUGCCUGGAUCUCAUCCUGUGGGAGAAAAGGACAGCGAUUCUUCAGGGCUAUGAGUUGGACCCUGCCAACAUGGGAGGAUGGUCGCUCAACAAACACCACGUCUUAGACGUUCAAAACGGGAUUCUGUACAAGGGCAAUGGUGAGAACCAGUUCAUCUCGCAGCAGCCGGCAGUGAUAAGCUGCAUCAUGGGGAACGGGAGGAGACGGAGUAUAUCCUGCCCCAGUUGUAACGGCCAGUCAGACGGCAACAAGCUCCUGGCCCCAGUGGCGUUGGCCUGCGGCAUCGACGGAAGCCUGUACAUCGGUGACUUCAACUACAUCCGCCGUGUCUUCCCCUCCGGAAACGUCACCAGCAUCCUUGAGCUGAGAAAUAAAGAUUUUAGACAUAGCAACAACCCGGCCCAUCGGUAUUACUUGGCGACAGACCCGGUCACGGGAGACCUGUACAUCUCCGACACCAGCACGCGCAGGAUUUACCACCCAAAGUCGCUGUCCGGUGACAAAGACGUGACCGCAAACUCCGAGGUGACGGCGGGGACUGGAGAACAGUGUCUGCCCUUCGACGAGGCCCGGUGUGGAGAUGGGGGCAAGGCGGUGGAAGCUUCGCUCAUGAGUCCCAAAGGGAUCGCCAUCGACAAGAACGGCCUGAUGUACUUUGUGGACGGAACGAUGAUCAGGAAGGUGGACCAGAAUGGAAUUAUAUCCACCCUGCUGGGAUCCAACGACCUCACAUCCGCGCGACCAUUGACCUGUGACACCACCAUGCACAUCAGCCAGGUGCGCCUGGAGUGGCCGACGGAUCUGGCCAUCAACCCGAUGGACAACUCGCUGUACGUGCUGGACAACAACAUCGUGCUGCAGAUCAGCGACAACCACCAGGUGCGGAUAGCCGCGGGGCGGCCCAUGCACUGCCAGGUGCCGGGGGUGGAGUACUCGCUGGGCAAGCGCGCCGUGCACACCACGCUGGAGUCGGCCAGCGCCAUCUCCGUGUCCUACAGCGGCGUGCUGUACAUCGCCGAGACCGACGAGAAGAAGAUCAACCAGGUGCGGCAGGUGACCACGGACGGGGAGAUCUCCGUGCUGGCCGGGGCGCCGUCCGACUGCGACUGCAAGAACGACGUCAACUGCGACUGCUAUCAGACGGGCGACGGCUACGCCAAGGACGCCAGGCUCAACUCGCCGUCCUCGCUGGCCGUCAGCCCCGACGGGACGCUCUACAUCGCCGACAUGGGCAACAUCCGCAUCCGGGCCGCCUCCAAGAACAAGCCGCUGCUGACCUCCGCCAACGUCUACAAAGUGGCGUCGCCGUCAGAGCAAGAGCUGUACAUCUUCGACGCCAACGGCACGCACCAGUACACCCAGAGCCUCAUCACCGGCGACCAUCUCUACAACUUCACCUACAGCAACGAGAACGACAUCACGGCCGUCAUCGACAACAACGGCAACACCCUGCGCAUCCGCCGCGACCCCAACCGCAUGCCCGUCCGCAUCGUGUCCCCCGACAACCAGGUCAUCUGGCUGACCAUCAGCACCACCGGUGGCCUGAAGGGCAUGACCGCCCAGGGCCAGGAGCUGGUCCUACUCACCUACCACACCUACACCGGCCUCCUGGCCACCAAGAGUGACAAGACUGGCUGGACCACGUUCUUCAACUACGACAGUGAGGGUCGAUUGACUAAUGUCACGUUCCCCACCGGGGUGGUGUCCAAUCUCCAGGGUGAGAUGGAGAAGGCGAUCACGGUGAACAUCGAGUCGUCCAGCAGAGAGGAUGACGUCACCAUCACAACCAACCUUUCAUCAGUGGAUGCCUUCUACACUCUUGUUCAAGACCAGUUGCGGAACAGUUACCAGGUGGGCUACGACAGCUCCCUGCGCGUCAUGUACGCGAACGGCAUGGACACCAGCUUCCAGACGGAGCCCCACAUCCUGGCUGGCACGGUCAACCCCAUCAUCGCCAGGCGCAACGUCACCCUGCCCUUGGAGAACAGCCUGAACCUGGUGGAGUGGCGCUUCAGGAAGGAGCAGGCCAGGGGGAAGGUCAGCGUCUUCGGACGCAAGCUACGGGUGAACGGUCGGAACCUUCUCUCCAUCGACUUUGACCGCACCACUCGCACGGAGAAGAUCUACGACGACCACCGCAAGUUCCAGCUGCGGAUCCUGUACGACCAGUCGGGCCACCCCACCCUGUGGCUGCCGAGCAGCCGGCUGGUCGCCGUCAACAUCACCUACUCCUCCACCGGCCAGAUCGCCGGCAUCCAGCGAGGGCCGCUGGGCGAGAAGAUCGAGUACGAUGCGCAGGGGAGAAUCGUCUCCCGUGUACUGACCGACGGCAAAACCUGGAGCUACACCUACCUGGACAAGUCGAUGGUGCUUCUGCUCCACAGCCAGCGUCAGUACAUAUUUGAGUAUGACCUGCUGGACCGGUUGUCGGCAGUGACCAUGCCAAGUGUUGCCCGCCACACCAUGCAGACCAUCCGCUCGGUCGGCUACUACCGAAACAUCUACAACCCGCCGGAGAGCAACGCCUCCAUGCUGGCGGACUACAGCGAGAGCGGGCUGCUGCUGCAGACGGCGUACCUGGGGACGGGCCGGCGAGUGCUGUACAAGUACCGCCGUACCUCCAAGCUGUCCGAGCUGCUGUACGACAGCACGCGGGUCAGCUUCGGCUAUGAUGAGGCCGCGGGCGUGCUGAAGACCGUCAACCUGCAGAGCGAGGGCUUCAUCUGCACCAUCCGCUACCGGCAGGUGGGGCCGCUGGUCGACCGCCAGAUCUUCCGCUUCAGCGAGGACGGCAUGGUCAACGCCCGCUUCGACUACAGCUACGACAACAACUUCCGCGUGACCAGCAUGCAGGCGGUGAUCAACGAGACCCCGCUGCCCAUCGACCUGUACCAGUUCGACGACAUCUCGGGCAAGGUGGAGCAGUUCGGCAAGUUCGGCGUCAUUUACUACGACAUCAACCAGAUCAUCUCCACGGCGGUGAUGACCUACACCAAGCACUUUGACGCCCACGGGCGCAUCAAGGAGAUCCAGUACGAGAUCUUCCGCUCGCUCAUGUACUGGAUCAUCGUGCAGUACGACAGCGUGGGGCGGGUGACCAAGCGGGAGAUGAAGAUCGGCCCCUUCGCCAACACCACCAAGUACGGCUACGAGUACGACGUGGACGGCCAGCUGCAGACCGUCUACCUGAACGACAAGAUCGUGUGGCGCUACAACUACGACCUCAACGGCAACCUGCACCUGCUCAACCCGGGCAGCAGCGCACGCCUGACGCCGCUGCGCUACGACCUGCGCGACCGCAUCACCCGCCUGGGCGACGUGCAGUACCGGCUGGACGAGGACGGAUUCCUGCACCAGCGCGGCGGCGAUGUCUUCGACUACAACUCCAAGGGUCUCCUGGUCAGGGUCUACAGCAAGGUGGGCGGCUGGACCAUACGCUACCGCUACGAUGGCCUGGGUCGCCGCGUCUCCAGCCGGAUCAGCAGCGGCCAGCACCUCCAGUUCUUCUACUCCGACCUCAGCUACCCCAACCGCAUCACCCACGUCUACAACCACUCCAGCUCCGAGAUCACCUCCUUCUACUACGACCUGCAGGGCCAUCUCUUCGCCAUGGAGAUCAGCAGCGGCGAGGAGUUCUACAUCGCGUGCGACAACACCGGCACGCCCUUGGCGGUCUUCAGCAGCAAUGGGCGCAUGAUCAAGCAGAUCCAGUACACCGCCUACGGGGAGAUCUACCUGGACUCCAACCCCGACUUCCAGCUCAUCAUCGGCUUCCACGGGGGCCUCUACGAAUCGUUGACCAAACUGAUUCACUUUGGGGAGAGGGACUACGAUAUCCUGGGCGGCCGCUGGACCAGGCCGGACAUCCACCUGUGGAUGCAAGUAGCCAACGACCCAGCCCCGUUCAACCUCUACAUGUUCAACAAUAACAACCCAGUGGGCAAAGUCCAGAACGUCAAGGACUACAUCACAGAUGUGAACAGCUGGCUAUUGACGUUUGGGUUUCAACUCCACAAUGUUAUUCCUGGUUUUCCUGUACCCAGGCAGGGUCUGGAAGAACCUUCGUAUGAACUUGUAAGGAGUCAGGAAUGGGAUGAUGUUCCGUAUGUGUCUGGAGUGCAGCAAAUGGUGGCAAGACAGGCCAAGGCCUUCAUCGGUCUGGGGAAGAUGCCGGACGUGCAGAUGGGUCGACACCAGGCCUCGUGCGGGAAGCCUUGGCUCUGGUUUGGCACGGUCAAGUCUUUGGUGGGCAAGGGGGUGAUGCUGGCCAUUAGCCAGGGCAAGGUGACCACCAGCGUGCUGAACAUCGCCAACGAGGACUGCGUCAAGGUGGCGGCAGUGCUGAACGGCGCCUACUACCUGGACAACGUGCACUACACCGUCGGGGGCAGGGACACCCACCACUUCAUCAAGACCACCUCGCCCGAGAUCGACCUGGGCUCGCUGCGGCUGACCAGCGGCCGCAAGGCGCUGGACAACGGCAUCAACAUCACCGUUUCGCAGUCGACCGCCGUGCUGAGCGGCAGGACGCGGCGGUUCACCGACGUGGAGAUGCAGUACAACGCCCUGUCCCUCCAGGUCCGCUACGGCACCACGCUAGACGAGGAGCGGGCCCGCCUGCUGGAGCGCGCCCGGCAACGAGCGCUGACCAACGCCUGGAACCGCGAGCAGCAGCGGGUGCGGGACGGCGAGGAAGGGAUGCGCCUGUGGACGGAGGGGGAGAAGAGGCAGCUGCUGAGCGCCGCCAGGGUUCAAGGCUACGACGGGUACUAUGUACUCUCUGUGGAACAGUACCCAGAACUGGCAGACAGUGUGAACAACAUCCAGUUCCUAAGACAGAACGAGAUCGGAAAGAGGUAACACACAGGCCAGUUGGUGGCUGCCAAAGAGAGACAAACUCAACACGUUUGUUCAUUAUAUUUCCCCGGGGAGAACAGAGUGAUUAGUUUUUCGCUGCCGUUUGUUACUUGUUUAGUUUCACUAAGGAGACUGGGACAGCACAAACCUCCCGUCUGCUGUCCCCUAUCAAUCUGUAGCACAAGUUUGUUCCUUCCUGGAGCCGAUGGACUUGGUGGACAAUCUGUUCCCCACCUAGCCGCAAUCUACGAAAGGGGAUGAAAGAUGGCCGGUGUGAACAAAGACUCCUGAAUCACCCUUGAGCGUUUCGGCAGCUGUAUCGAAAAAUCGGGAGCUGUCAGCUGCUCGAAAAAUAAUCACAAAUUGUUUACGGCUGAUCGCCAGAUCCAAGGUUGGACUAACAUAUGUAUAAAAAAAACACACACACACAAAACGCAAAACAAUUUUAUACUUGGCCAAACCUAUCGACUAUUUUCUGUUGCUUUAUGAUACAGCAUAUUAAACACUAGAAAAUGUCCAAAUGCGGAAAGUAACUGUAUACAGUAAACUGCGUUUUUUGCUUACCCAGAAAAUAGUCUAAUCUUUCCUCAUGUUAAGUUGAUCCAGUGUCGGAGAGAGGGAGGGAGAGAGAGAGAGAGAGAGAACGACACUUGCUAUUGACCGCACUGUGGCAGCAGAGGAAGGGGUCAUCUCUCUCCCCUCGAGCGGGCUGCUCUGUACGAGGACACUUUCAGCAGAGUAGCAGUGUGACUCUGUAACAGCCAGGACAACAACACAACGCUGGUGGAUUUGCCUUGCGAGCUGCCACGAUGUACAGGAUCCUUCUACCCGCUAAUCGAAACAAUAAAAAAAACAAUUUCCAUUUUUUUUGGUACAGUAUGUUGAGACCAGUACCUUAUGGAGUUUUUAUAUGAAUUCCACUUCACUGUUCAUCAGAUACUAGUCUCCGAAGAUGUUAAUUUAUGUAAAGUGUUUCAAAAGGAGUUUAUACUUGAAAAUAAAAUCUUUAAAA